Molecule: messenger RNA, 2405 nt
Organism: Acyrthosiphon pisum (pea aphid)
Lineage: Eukaryota; Metazoa; Arthropoda; Insecta; Hemiptera; Aphididae
Exons: 6
Coding region: 245-1096 (283 amino acids)
Source: RefSeq, a predicted model, not a curated record
CGUCGACAGCAGCAGCAGCAGCUGUCGGUCGGCACGGCAGUGUCGUGGAAGAGCCCACGCCUGACCCACGUCUCGUGAACCAAAUCGGCCCGGUACACAUGGUCGUGAUUUACGCACAUCCGAUCGUUCACUGCCAAGGUUCGAACCCAUUUUCCCGACCCGGCAGCCGUUGCCUCCGAUAUUUUUGAACGCGUAAUUAUUAUUUUAUUUUUUUUUGCGAUCUCUCGAUGCCCGUCGGACGACGAUGACGAAGACGACCGCGUACCACGGCGGACUGACGAUCACGACGUGGUGGUGUUGGUGGUGCACUGCCGCUCUGGUGCCAUUCGUCAUCGGUAUGGCGACAUGCCUCAAGGACGUUUUCAUUGAAGUUCCAAUAGCAAUAAGAGAAGGUACUACUGCCAUACUGCGAUGUGACUAUGACUUAGAACAAGAAGCUUUGUACACGGUCAAAUGGUAUAAAGGCCGUCGAGAAUUUUUCCGUUAUGUGCCUAAAGAGUUGCCGCACACAAGAGUGUUCCCUUUGGCCACCAUAAACGUAGACGUCAGCGAAUCAGGGCCAAACCAAGUGGUGCUGAGACAAGUGACGCCCGAAUUGGAUGGAAAGUACAGAUGUGAAGUUAGUGCAGACGCGCCAACAUUUCACACACAAAUUGUAGCUGCUUGGAUGCACGUUGUCCGAACAAUGGAAGGCAAACCAGAGUUACAUCUUGAAAAGCCACAGUAUUCACUCGGUGAGAAGUUGAGAGCAAAUUGUUCAUCGCCACCCUCAAAUCCACCUGCAAAUAUCACUUGGUUCAUAAAUGAUAAAGAGCUGGGAAAUGGUCGCAUAAUCAGAAUACCAUCAGUCAGGCCAUCCGGUCAAUUAUUUAAGACUGUCUCGUCAAUUGAAUACGACGUUUUAAUUGCUGGUAAGCUGAAGGUUAAAUGCCAAAGUGACAUAUACCACGUCAUCUGGUCGGAAACUGUAGUAAUGCUGGACGAAGAUAAACCAAGACUUGCGUCUAUUCUACAACCACAUGGUCAUUCAGCAGGAUUGACGUCAUCACCUUCGUUCAGCAUAAUCUUAUUGUUCACAUGUAUGAUUAUAAGGUAACGAGUCCAUCAUAAAAUGGAAAAAUGUUUCCAUUCGUUACCAUGUAAAAAUGUAGUGUAAAUUAUAAUUAUUAUAAUGUGUUGAUAAAGUAUAAAAUGUCGGUCAAAAUAAACCUCUAAGAUUUAAAUAGGUUAUUUUACUGAAAAUGUAUGAUAAACAGUGAAGCUAUAUUUCUGCCAUAAAUAACUUAAUAAUAUGUUUAACUAUCUAUAUAAAACAAUACAUUAUUAAUUAACUCUUACCAAUUUAGUUACACAUCUAUAUGCAUCUUUAAUGUGCAUUAUGAAUAUUUAUACUUGAAAUAGUUUUGACUACCUAUAUUUAAUAGUUUGGUCACAAUAUAAUAUAAAAAUGUAAAAACAAUAGUUUUAAAUGUUCGUGCGUUCAUAAGAAUUUAAGAUUUAUGUACUUAACAACGACAUGUUUUUGACGAUAUUUUUUUCCAAACUGUAAGUAUUUCACAUGAUUUCGGAUACAUAAUAUUUAUGUUCAUUAUGUAUUAAAUGUUUUAUAACUUAUAAUAUAUCUGUUAAAAUUUAAUCUUCUAAAAAUAUCGUUAUGUGUUAUUAAAGACAAAACCAAAAACUACAUACCUAUCCACAUAUUAUAGUUCUAGUAUUCUACUUUAUCUGUAUAAUGUAUAUAAAUAUAUAAUAUUUACAGUAGUUUUAAAUAAUUGAUUACCGACAUUUUAUUACAUUCCAGUUAUUAUAAUAUUGUGUUAAGAAAUGUUGAAUGCUAUUCAAAUAAUUAAUUUGUAUAAGAUGUAUCUGUAUGUAUAUCUAAGAUGUCUAUUAUGUCUGAUUAUAACAUUUAUUUUCCGUAAAUGUAUUAAUAUUUAGAAAAUAAAGCUGUAUUGUAAGUAAAAUGUUGAAUUAUUAUUUUUACAGCAUUAUUGUUUCUUAAACUUUUGAGGCCCAUGCCUACUUUUAUACUUUUGUAUAUAUAGAUGAGGUCAACACCCCUCCCCAUCAUAAGCUUACAAUAUUAUUACUAUAUUAUUCAGUGGUGUGAUAACAAAAUGCCCAUGGAUUUUCAAAAUCUUCCAGUCUCACAAGGGCGGCGCGUCAUCCAAAUUGAAAACACUUGUUCUACAGAAUGCCACUUCAUGAUUGCACGACUACAUAAACUUACUUAAAUAUGUAUCAAUAUAAAUAUUUUUAGUAAAAUAAUAAAAAUGAUUUUGAAAGUCAUAUUUGUGAUCUAACCUUGCGUCCUAUUGAUAUAAAUUCCAUAUGAUGCAUUGUAUUUUUAUUCCACAUGAAGUAGAGAAAUAAAUAAGUACCUAACUAUAUAGAAAAGCUAAAAC